AUGAAGGACAAGCGCAUUCCUGACCGCAACGAACUGCGCGACUGUAACUACGCCGUCGCAGGACAUGCUGGCACCUUAUGCGAUGAGGAUGGACAAUUCUUCGUCAAGCCCUGCACGCAGGCCGAGAUUGACUUUUACAAUUCUACCACCGAAUACCCCGAGUUUGCCGACAUCAUGCCCAGAUAUAUAGGCUCAUUGGCGCUCAACAAAUCCUCCGACUUUGAAAUCGAUGAUGCCAUCACCGGCAUCAUUUCAGAAACCGGCGCCAUCCAGACCGCCAAGGCGCAAAUCGAAGCAACCAUCGCAGAGCAGGUCUCCCGUGCGCCUGCCGAGCCGACAACGUCCAACAACGACGUCUGGAUCCCCACCAACGGCAAGAAACUCAAGACCGACCUAGGCGUCGUGCUAGGAAACGAAACCAAAGGCUUUGUCAAGCCCAACAUCCUUGAUCUCAAACUCGGCACGCGGCUGUGGGCGGACGACGCGCCCGCCGAAAAAAAACAGCGCUUCGACGAGAUUACGUCCAAGACGACGCACGGUACGCUGGGUUUCCGCAUCGCGGGCAUGCGCGCCUAUCGCGGGUCGACCGACGCGACGCAGCUCGACGACGAGGGCUACCUCGUCUACGACAAGGACUAUGGCCGCGACACGAUGAAUACUGACAAUAUCCUCGAUGGUUUCCGCAACUUCGUCUUCAACGCGGCUGCCGGGAUUGACGAGGAGCUCGGCCGCGCCAUCUGCGAGGCGUUUGCGCGCGAGGUCGGCCGCUUCCAGGCCAUCCUUGAGGCGCAUGAGACACGCAUGUACUCGUCGUCGCUGCUCUGUAUCUUCGAGGGCGAUGGCGAGGCGCUGCGCGCCGCCAUCGACAGGAAUAAUGAGGCCGUGACGGCUGUCGAGGCCAAGUUCGCCAACCGCACGACCCUGCGCACUGAUAGUGGCAUUGCCAUGGGCGAAGAUGACGAGCUGAUCCAGACGCCGUUCCUGGGCGACGAUGAUGAGCUAAUCCAAGCGGCCAUCCGAGGGGGCAGCGACGACGAUGAUGAUGACGACGACGGUGUCGAUAUGGCAACGGAUGAUGGGCCGCGAGUCUUCUCGCUAAAACUGAUUGACUUUGCGCAUGCGAAGUGGACGCCUGGUCAGGGCCCUGACGAAAACUUGCUGAGGGGUAUUCGUAGUGUACGUCAAAUCUUCGAGCAACUCGCAGAAUAG
Messenger RNA from Cordyceps militaris CM01, 1209 nucleotides. Its product is annotated as arginine metabolism regulation protein iii. Gene Ontology annotation, biological process: inositol phosphate biosynthetic process; phosphatidylinositol phosphate biosynthetic process. NCBI's taxonomy places the organism in Eukaryota, Fungi, Ascomycota, Sordariomycetes, Hypocreales, Cordycipitaceae. The coding region runs from base 1 to 1209 and encodes 402 amino acids. Gene Ontology annotation, cellular component: nucleus; cytoplasm. Gene Ontology annotation, molecular function: inositol-1,4,5,6-tetrakisphosphate 3-kinase activity; inositol hexakisphosphate kinase activity. The record is from RefSeq and is a predicted model, not a curated record. The transcript is spliced from 2 exons.